UCAUCAAGUUGAGGCAAAACAUGACAGCAUAGAUGCAUUAUAAUAAUAUCGAGCGGCAUACACGGCCAGGGCAUUUGGGGACCCGCCUGUGAACAUGCACGACACGCUACUGGUCACUGACUUGCCGACCGACAAAGUCGCGCGGCCAGAAGCUUGUUCCUAAGCUAGCUCUACACUGACAGCUUACUCCAAACAUUGCACCCUCUCUGCUGCAAGACGAACACUACCGGCUUCAUGAAGGGCCCAGCCGUGAAAGCUGCAUGCGUGGCUUUCCUUGCGGGCACCGGCCUCGCAGCCACGUUCUUGCUCGCUCGACGAAAAGGCUUGCUAUGGAUACUGCGCCGCAAAAGUAACUGUAAACCCAAGGACAAGUCAUGCAACGCGAAAAGUAGCAUCGCGACUGCUUCAUCAUCGACUGCCGCGGUGCCCUCGCGCGAUGACCUGCAGCCGACAAACUCCGCCGAUGCGGCCGCUGACGCGCCCUCCAGCAGCGGCGGGCCCACCAGCCCUAGCGGCGAGCUCGCUCUGGCCCCCAACGACAAGUCCAGCUCGGGCCGCUCCGACGCCUCCACGGGCAGUUGCGCCUCCUCUGCCAGCUCAGGCAACACGGCGGCCGGCAGCCUCAGCGGCACGUGCCUCGCCGCCUUCCGUGGGGACAACGCCGCCGCGUGCAGCGCCACCACCGCUGACACCAUCGCCGACGCCAUCGCUUUCCCCGACAAUGCCAAGGAGGCACAGAUGGACACCAUAGAGCGCACGAAGGCGUCCUGCAUGGGUGACGAGGAGGCCAAGGCCUUUGUCGCACAGCACGGCCUUAGGAGCUGCGUCCCCGGCCGCGCGCUGGGGAAGGGCGGUGCCGGCCACGUCGAUCUGGUGGAAGUCACCCUGCCUGACGGCACCAUCCUCAAGGCCGCGCGCAAGACGAUACUGCUUGGUCCGGGCAGAAACGGCAAGGCCAUCAUGCGUAGCAUUCUGUAUCAGGAGCUGGCAGGGCUGACAGCUGCCGCGGGCUGCGAGCACGCGGUGCAGUGCCUGGGCUACCGGCUGCCGACUGAUGACGACGAGACGGCGGAGCUGCUGCUGAGCUUUGCGGACGGCGGCUCCGUAGAGGACCUGCUGAGAGCACUAACGUGGGCGCACCGUGCACGCAUUGCCAACGCGCCGGAGGGCAGGAGGCGCACCGGCAAGAACAAGGACAAGUACGAGAUGCUGCCGUACCCCGGCAACACGCUCAUGGAUGAGGCCGACCUGAAGGGCAUGCUGCGUGCCAUGGCGCUCUUCAUCAAGCACCUGAACGCUCGCGGCUACAUGCACUUUGACCUGAAGCCCGCCAACCUGCUGUACGACAUCGCGCCUGAUGGCAGCAAGGUCUUCCGCGUGUGCGACUUCAACCUGGCAGUCAAGACCGACAGCAAUGGCUGCGUGGAGCGCGCGCCGGGCGGCAGCCGCGGCUUCUGGGCGUGGGAGACGUACUGCCAACUUAUGGGCCUGGAGCAGAAGCACCCCAUCACCAUGGCCGCUGACGUGGCCUCCAUGGGGCUGGUGCUGGCGGACGCCGCCGGGCUGCACGGCCUGGCGGGCGGGACUCAGGCCUACCUGGAGUAUGAGCGCGACCUGCCCCGCCGCAUGCCGCCUGCGCUCAAGGAGCUGAUCGAGUGGAUGGUGGCGGAGGACCCCGCCGCACGCCCCACUCCGGACCAGAUCCUGGCGCACCCGUGGCUGACGGAGCCAUGACCGGCCCAGCGUGGCGGUGUUGGAUGUCAAGUAGCUGUGAUGAGACGGGGGGCAAGGGCGGUGGGGCAUGCACGGCAUGGCAUGAUUGCAUGGCACAGAUGGCAGGCCAUGGUGCGUCGCUAGGACGAUUGGGGUUGCAUUGAGACCAGUGGGCUCAACUGGGGGCGGCAUGCACCGAAAGCAGCUGCCAGGGUAUGGCACGUGACAGGAAAAUGGGGCUUUCAGCCUUUAUCUAAUGGCAGUGGGCGCAUGUUGGUGGGUCCGCGUUUGCGUUGUGUGUGCAGUGCUCACCUGGGCUCUGCGUGCGUGUGACCGGUUGAACCUGCAUGUUGCAUUUCCGGCAUAAAGUAGCACCUGUUGCAUUAGCAUUUCCGGCAUGAAGUAGCACCUGUUGCAUUAGCAUUGCAGUGUGCAUGUGCGUUCCUUGCGGGGUAGGACUGUCUGCUUGAGCUGUAGCACUUGAUGUGGUGCUGAAUGCCGUGCCGCAAACUCACCAACGACAUGGUCGGGGGUGUUGGGUGAAUGGCGGGUGUGAAGCUGUGAACAUGUAGGGGGGGUGGAUAUGGUUCGCGACUUCGGGAUUUUAGAAGCGGAUAGUGGGUCGCUUGGCAUCAGGGGAGGCUCCCCUGCUUGGCAUGGCUUGCUUGCAUAUAAGUUUCAUGCCUUGGCGUGGCGUGACUUAGCCGAAGCGGCUUGCGGUACGUACCGGCAGUCUUAAGCCCUCAAGGUUUCAGCUCACGUGUAAGCAGGUGCGUCU
Chlamydomonas reinhardtii is the source of this 2491-nucleotide messenger RNA. RefSeq lists its product as uncharacterized. The transcript is spliced from 4 exons. Gene Ontology annotation, biological process: protein phosphorylation. Gene Ontology annotation, cellular component: cytoplasm. Bases 235 to 1734 code for a protein of 499 amino acids. The record is from RefSeq and is a predicted model, not a curated record. Gene Ontology annotation, molecular function: ATP binding; protein serine/threonine kinase activity. NCBI's taxonomy places the organism in Eukaryota, Viridiplantae, Chlorophyta, Chlorophyceae, Chlamydomonadales, Chlamydomonadaceae.